Molecule: messenger RNA, 601 nt
Organism: Schistosoma mattheei
Lineage: Eukaryota; Metazoa; Platyhelminthes; Trematoda; Strigeidida; Schistosomatidae
Source: the annotation of a GenBank genome assembly
AUGGCUGGUUAUAUCGCUAAACAACUUGUGGCAAAACCUUUAGAUGCAGUUAAAAACGUUGCCAAAGAUGCUGGAUCUUUAACAACAACAACAACAACAAAUGAUGAUCUUGAAGCAUCAAUAAUUGCAGCUGAAGAAAAACGUCGAGAAAGAUUUGAAGGUUUAGAAGAGCAAAGAGAAAAUAUGAGACAAACAAUUAGAGAUAAAUAUGGACUAAAAAAGAAAUCUGAUUUUCUGGAAGUAGGAACACCAGAUGGUUCAAGACGAUCAUCAACUCAUCGAUGCUCUGAUGUCAAUUUAAAUACACAUCGUCGAUCUGCUCAAGAGGAUUCAUUUAUGAAAUUUAUUCCAACUGCAAUACAAGAUGUUGCAUCAAGAGUAGUUGAAUUACCACAACAAUUAGCAAAUCAGGCAACCGAUAAAUGUUGUCUUAUGUAAACUAAAAAUUUUUCCUAACAACAAAAAAGAUUUAUUCAUUUGAAUUGUAUUCAUACUUACUUAUUGAACACCCCCAUAUACAUAUUUAUUCAUCGUUUUUUUUUGGUUUUUGUUUCUUUUCAACGAAAUCACAACCAUCUAAGUUAGCAUAUAUAUAUAUAUA